Messenger RNA from Marmota monax (woodchuck), 2035 nucleotides. It is a transcript of the gene Tubal3, whose product is annotated as tubulin alpha like 3. Gene Ontology annotation, biological process: mitotic cell cycle; microtubule cytoskeleton organization. Gene Ontology annotation, molecular function: structural constituent of cytoskeleton; GTP binding. Bases 1 to 1566 code for a protein of 521 amino acids. The transcript is spliced from 4 exons. The record is from RefSeq and is a predicted model, not a curated record. NCBI's taxonomy places the organism in Eukaryota, Metazoa, Chordata, Mammalia, Rodentia, Sciuridae. Gene Ontology annotation, cellular component: microtubule; cytoplasm.
AUGUCGUGGAAGAGGGGGUGGGGCGGUGGCCGGGUGCCCGGGAGACCGACAGGCACGGGCACAGUGCCCGCCGCUUCUAUGAGGCAGCAAGUGCCUGUUAGAAAGCCGCCACCACCACCAUCAUCCGGGGAUUUGAAAAUGGCGGCUGCGCAGCGAUCACCCAAUCAGGAGCAGGCGGUGGUUGCUAGGGGACGUGGAGUCCCGCCCCCUUCUCUGCCAGACCUGAAGAGGGAGUGCCUUUCCAUUCACAUUGGUCAAGCUGGCGCCCAGAUUGGGGAUGCUUGUUGGGAACUCUAUUGCCUGGAACAUGGAAUCCAGCCAGAUGGCAUCGUUCUUGACAGUCAACAGAAUCAGUUGGAAAAUUCUAAAAUGAAGCACAUGAAUGCAUCUUUUGAUACCUUCUUUCAUGAGACGAGGGCUGGGAAGCAUGUGCCCAGAACACUGUUCAUGGACUUGGAACCAACUGUUAUAGAUGGGAUCCGUACAGGAAAGUUACGUUCACUCUUCCACCCAGAGCAGCUUGUUAGCGGAAAGGAGGAUGCUGCCAACAACUAUGCACGAGGUCACUACUCUGUGGGCUCCGAGAUCAUCAGUCUUGUGCUGGAGAGGAUCAGAAAGCUGGCAAAACAGUGCAGUGGACUUCAGGGAUUCUUGAUUUUCCGAAGCCUUGGAGGAGGUACUGGAUCGGGAUUUACAUCUCUCCUAAUGGAGCAGCUCUCCGUAGAGUAUGGCAAGAAGACUAAACUGGAAUUCUCUGUCUACCCAGCCCCUAGAAUCUCCACUGCUGUAGUGGAGCCUUACAACUCCAUCCUCACCGCCCAUUCUACCAUGGAGCACUCAGACUGUACCUUCAUGGUGGAUAAUGAGGCCAUCUAUGACAUCUGCCAUCAUAAACUUGGUGUUGAACGCCCCUCCUAUGCAAGUAUCAAUAGGCUGAUAAGUCAGGUGGUAUCUUCCAUUACGGCUUCCCUUCGGUUUGAAGGACCCUUGAAUAUAGACCUUAUUGAAUUCCAGACCAACCUAGUACCCUAUCCAAGAAUACAUUUCCCCAUGACAACCUUUGCCCCCAUCAUCUCUGCUGACAAAGCCUACCACGAGCAUCUGUCAGUGCCCAACAUCACUGCUGCUUGCUUUGAGUUGUCCAACCAGAUGGUCAAGUGUGAUCCUCAGCUUGGGAAGUACAUGGCCUGCUGCUUACUAUACCGAGGAGAUGUGAUCCCUAAAGAUGUGAAUGCAGCAAUUGCAGCCAUGAAGUUGAGGACCUCUGUUCAAUUUGUAGAUUGGUGUCCAACUGGUUUCAAGGUGGGCAUCAACCAUCAGCCACCUGUGGUGAUGCCCGGAGGGGACAUGGCCCGGGUCCAGAGAGCUGUCUGCAUGUUGAGCAACACCACAGCAAUUGCAGAGGCCUGGGACCGGCUCGACCACAAGUUUGACCUCAUGUAUGCCAAGAAGGCUUUUCUACACUGGUACAUCACAGAAGGCAUGGAACAAGGGGAGUUCUCAGAAGCCAGGGAAGAUCUGGCAGCUCUGGAAAAGGAUUAUGAGGAGGUGGGGCUGAGUUUCUGAUGUAAACAGGACUGGUGGAAACAAUGUGAAGUUAAAAUGUCAUGCUUUCUGUUCAAGCCAUUAUAUACUUAGUGGCUAGAGUUUCCCAUACUAGAAGAAAAAUGAAAUCAAGUGAAGCAAGAACCUAAAUUCCACACUAAAUUAAAUGGGUCUUUAUUGAUAAUGCACGUAUAUUUCCUUAUCUAUGGUAUAAUUCAUCUCUGCUGACUAGGAGCCUUCUGGGGAGUCUUUUGAACUGGGUCAUGUCUAGGUGGUUUUUUUUGUUUUUUUUUUUUUUUUAAAUUUUAGCUUUUAUGUUAGAAUGGAAACCGGUCUUUCUUCUUGCUUCCUUUAACUAAGAGAGUAUUAAACCCUAAAGUUUAUGCUUUUCCUUUUCUGUGCCUAAAGCGGAAAAACACUCAUAUUGAUUGUGAAUGUUAUUUCCCCUGUAUCUCUAUUUUGUCUGUUGAUUAAAUAACACAUAUUUUCA